Molecule: messenger RNA, 1284 nt
Organism: Medioppia subpectinata
Lineage: Eukaryota; Metazoa; Arthropoda; Arachnida; Sarcoptiformes; Oppiidae
Source: the annotation of a GenBank genome assembly
AUGCUUAAAGUGUUGACCAAAAGCAUGAGUAAAGGGCUAUCGUUUGAAGUGGUGGCCGAUUGCGGCCAAACUCGCGCCCGACUCUCCAAACUGACCCUCAAAUCGCUGUCCGACGGGUCGUUGGGUCGGGACGUGACUAUAGAGACGCCGAUGUUUAUGCCGGUCGGCACUAACGCCACCAUCAAAGGCCUCCUCCCGGCUCAGGUCGAAGGCACCGGAUGUCAGCUAAUACUGGCCAACACUUACCACGUGGGCAGUCGUCCCGGUGUGGACACCGUUGACCGCGCGGGAGGUAUACAUGAGUUGAUGCGGUGGCCGAACGCACUGUUGACCGAUUCGGGCGGCUUUCAAAUGGUUUCCUUAAGCAAACUCUCGGAAGUGUCCGAAAACGGAGUGCUUUUCAAGAGUCCGUACGAUAAGGACAGCACCCAUACUGUGAGCGAUGAGAUGCUGUUGACGCCCGAAAUGGCCACUCAAAUGCAGCAUAAGAUCGGAUCCAAUAUAAUGAUGCAAUUGGAUGACGUCAUUAAGACCACACACCCGGACGAGCAGCGCAUGGAGACAGCGCUUCACCGCUCCAUCCGGUGGUACGACAGGUGUCGGGUCACACACUCGAAGGCUGUGGCCGACGACAAGACUGGACGUCACGCGCGACAGAAUCUGUUUCCCAUAAUACAGGGCGGACUGAACCCCGAGUUUCGACGACAAUCGGCGCGUGAGAUUGUGGCCAGAGAUCCGGUCGGUAUAGCUAUCGGUGGUCUGAGCGGCGGUGAAGCGAAAGACAAGUUCAUAGAGAUGGUGGCCGUCAGCACAGAGUCGUUGCCGGCGAAUAAGCCCCGGUAUCUGAUGGGUGUCGGUCUGGCCAUCGAUAUGUUGAUGUGUGUGGCCUUCGGUGUGGAUCUAUUCGACUGCGUAUACCCGACGCGAACGGCUCGGUUCGGGUGCGCACUCGUCGGUUACGGCAAAGAGGUUAGCCUUCGGAGCACUUCAAUGGCACUGGACUUCACGCCGCUGGACAGUGAGUGCGAUUGCAAUACGUGUGUGAAGUACACGCGCUCUUACGUCCACCAUCUGAUGCGCGACAAGAAUACCGUCGGCUGUCAUCUCCUGAGCGAACAUAACAUCCGAUUUCAGAUGCGAUUUAUGCAGAAGAUUAGAGACGCCAUCAGAGAUGGUGUGUUCGCUGAGUUCAUUGCCGACAAUCUUCGGUACCAUUUCGGCGAUAGAGAUAAUUACCCGCAAUGGAUAUCGCAAGCCAUCAGCCAAUUGAAGCUCGAUGUCUGA